UAAAUCAAUCAAUGUUCAUGAAAAAAUAGUUUAGGGUCAAUGAGUGGUUGCUGUGGUAGUCACGUACUUUUUUGUUGUUGAUGUCCUGAACAUAACGUUCUGUUCUUUAAUAAUUACCUAAUCGUAAAUAUUUCCAAAUAUAAAUAAAUAAAAGGUCUCAUACUAAUCCUAUUAGUAUAUCACUGUUACCUUGGUAGUAAUCGUAAGUCUGUUAACAUUUGAGGAAUUCAAUGUCCCUCGAGGGAUUAUGUAAUACCAGGACUGUUGAAUAGAGAGCUCAUUACUGAGGGGCAGCCUUUUGUGUUGCUCUUCAUGUUGCAUAAGAACAUAUGUUCUUGGAGGAAAUACACCCUGGGGUAUAACUGUGUGUAUUUUGCCCAGCCAUGUGUCUGUUGCGUGCCUUGUGGCAGCCGCGUGAGUUUAUGUCGAGUUGUGUUAGUGCAGAGCCGAGUUGCCGGGGCUGUGUCACACAGAAGGGAGUCACCACGAGAGGGAGGGACUUAGGCUGCAGCACAAUGCUGGUGUUUGUGCAACGGCCCCUGAGUGGCGGCCGGCUCUCUCAGAUCGCUCUCGCUUGACUACCAUUGCUGCACGCAUUGUUGAAGUGAAAGGAAAGUGGACAGCUUGAUCCUGUCUGUGGGAUACGCCGACAGAGGCUGUGGAGGAUUCACGAUUGGGUUUUGGUGUGAGGUACAACAAAGCAGAAAGGCUGACCAGAAGACACAGAUCUAACUUUGGCGGUUUUGGCCACAACGGAAAGAAAGGGCGCGGGCCAGGGGGACGAAGGCGGUCGGUUGAGCCACAAUAAAAGAAGCGGGGAGGUGCAUUUGUGGCGUGGGCGGGCAGGUGAGGGUUAAGCUGCGGUGACAACUUUGGGGGCGGCGGACCAAAGUGUGGGAGGAAAGAGGAAGAGGAAAAAGAAGACGAAGAGGAGGGAUAGGUAAAGGAGGAGGAGGAGUGGUCUUGGGCCUGCAGCCCAAACCGAAACAGGAUGGCGGAGAAGAAAGUGAGCCUCCCUGCUAAGCUGAUUAAUGGGGGCGUGGCAGGCCUGGUUGGUGUGACAUGUGUCUUUCCCAUUGACCUGGCCAAGACCCGCUUACAGAACCAGCAGGGCGUCCCAGUCUACAAAGGAAUGAUGGACUGCCUGGCAAAGACGGUCCGCUCGGAGGGUUAUUUUGGAUGUUACAGAGGUGCAGCCGUGAACCUCACUCUGGUGACGCCGGAAAAAGCCAUCAAGCUGGCAGCCAACGACGUCUUCAGACAGAAGCUCUCUAAGGACGGUCAUUUACCCCUGUGGGGAGAAGUGCUGGCCGGCUGUGGGGCUGGGACCUGUCAGGUGGUCGUCACCACGCCGAUGGAGAUGCUCAAGAUCCAGCUGCAGGAUGCAGGAAGGCUCGCUGCCCAGAGGCCCGGUCCAUCUGCAGCUCAGGCGGCUCAAACCCUGGCGGCUCCGCCCCCUCCACCUCGGGCCUCGGCCACCAGCAUCACGGUGGAGUUGCUGAAGACUCGCGGACUUGCGGGCCUCUACAGGGGGGCCGCAGCUACCUUAAUGAGGGACGUCCCCUUCUCAAUGAUCUACUUCCCGCUGUUUGCCAACCUGAACGCGCUGGGCCGGGAGAGAGUGGGUGACGGGCAGGUUCGGGCGCCAUUCUGGCAGUCCUUCAUGUCCGGCUGCGGCGCCGGCUCGGUGGCAGCUGUGGCUGUGACGCCAUUGGAUGUCAUAAAGACUCGUCUGCAGACUUUGCAAAAAGGUGACGGCGAGGAGACGUACAGAGGGAUUGUUGACUGCACACGGCGCAUCAUGACGCGGGAGGGCCCAUCGGCGUUCCUGAAGGGCGCGGCGUGCCGCGCUCUGGUGAUCGCGCCUCUCUUCGGCAUCGCGCAGGGCGUCUACUUUCUCGGGGUCGGGGAGACGCUGCUCGGUCUGCUGGGAUAGCGUUGCUUGGCACUGGUGGCGGUUUUUCGUGUGGUCUCUGCUGCUUUAAUCUGCAGUGAAUGAAUGACACAACUGAGAGAACGCUGAAUACAGAGAGGGGGGGGAAUACGGCCGCCAUCUGGAAGAGGACUGGUCUGGCAUAUGAAGAGGGGCUAUUUACUAAUAUGUGGACCAAUGGGACCGCAUCACUAAUCAAGCUUCUCUAGGGUCUUACAUGCUGACAUGAACAGGGGUCCGUAGGUCAAACAGGGUCCCUGCUAUGUGUGUGACUAAUCUGAGGAUGGUUCAGGGUGCUCCCGGGUGCUCGCUGCAUUCCGUCUGGCGCUGUUCAUUUCACCUAAAAGGGAUUAUUGGGUCUGGUUAAGAGAGAGCUGCUGCAUGUUGUUUGAGGCCGGCCAUUUGUAAUAUAGUAAUGACGAAAAACUGUGCACCAUCCCAUGUAAGUGACAAAUCCCCCCUUUUAAAAUCUUUUUUCAAAAGCGCAGAUGGCAUCACAUUGAAUGUCAAGAGUCUGAACAUGUGUCAAAAAUGAAAUUUACAAUAUAAUGUUUGAUGUGUUUGGAAAAUGAGUUUAAUCUCCUUCUGCCUACCAUGUAACACGUCCCCCCCUCUCCAUCCGCGAGGUCCGAGUUGUAAUCUUGGAUUCCUUCAGUGGAUUGGGAGGUGCUGGCUGCCAGAAACUCUAAGGUCAGUUGUUAAUCUGAAGGUAAUGCUUUAAUCCCGGCAUUACGGGACAAUAUACCCUCACACACAGCUCACUUCCUCUUCUCCCCAGUGUGUCAGGGUUAAAAUAUAAAUAAACCAUCUAUUACUGCUUAGCUACACAUACAAAUACAUUGCUUCAAACGAUGUGCGCAGAAGAACUGAAGAAAAGAAAAAUGCAAUUAAAGCCUUACGAUUGCUGGUAGUUUAUAAAUGAUCUAAACUGUAUGUCUUAAAAGAAGUCGUGGAAUUGGGAGUUUUGAUUUUGUAUUUGAGUCCAACUUAACGAGGACAAUUAUGUGUGUCAGACCCGUGGAGGGAGUAGGGCACCUUGUCUUGCUAACUGUAUGACAUUUCUGAAGUCCACUGGGUGGCACUAAAAUAAAAAAUGUUUUAACAUUUUUAAUGGAAGACACAUUUUGAUGUGGCUGUGGUACCUCGGCUACUACAUUGUCAUCACUGUAGAGAACAUUACCUGAGUAAAAUGUGUGUUUACAAGCUGUAAAUAAAGAUAUCUCAUACAUGCUCA
Molecule: messenger RNA, 3167 nt
Organism: Pseudoliparis swirei
Lineage: Eukaryota; Metazoa; Chordata; Actinopteri; Perciformes; Liparidae
Gene: slc25a18
Product: solute carrier family 25 member 18
Exons: 10
Coding region: 992-1936 (314 amino acids)
Biological process (GO): malate-aspartate shuttle; L-glutamate transmembrane transport; aspartate transmembrane transport
Molecular function (GO): L-glutamate transmembrane transporter activity; L-aspartate transmembrane transporter activity
Source: RefSeq, a predicted model, not a curated record